AUGACAACAAGGAUUAACAAGGGUCGUCAAAGGGUUGACAUGGUGAAAAUGAAGAAUGCGAGGAAUUUACAAGUUACAUUUUCUACGCGUCUUGCUGGUCUGUUCAAAAAGUCUAAUGAACUCUGUAUGUUGUUUAAUGCUGAAAUUUUCAUUGUGGUAUUUUCACAGGGUGAUAAAGGAGUUUUGUGCUUUGAUCACCCUAGCGUGAACCCAUUGGCAGAAGGGUUCUUUGAGUGGAACCUCCCUCAACCACAUAUUAAUGUCCACAAUCAACAUAUUGUGGCUCGUAAAGAAGGCGGUACUCGUGAUUUGAGUACCAAGCUCAUGAGCCUCGAGGCGAUUCUCGAGAAAGAAAAAAAUUGCGGACAAAUCCUUAUAGAAAUUAGGAAGAGAGCUAAUAGUCUAUGA
This is a messenger RNA of Solanum lycopersicum (tomato), 408 nucleotides long. RefSeq names its product agamous-like MADS-box protein AGL62. NCBI's taxonomy places the organism in Eukaryota, Viridiplantae, Streptophyta, Magnoliopsida, Solanales, Solanaceae. The record is from RefSeq and is a predicted model, not a curated record. Gene Ontology annotation, biological process: regulation of transcription by RNA polymerase II. Gene Ontology annotation, molecular function: RNA polymerase II cis-regulatory region sequence-specific DNA binding; DNA-binding transcription factor activity, RNA polymerase II-specific; protein dimerization activity.